Aspergillus nidulans FGSC A4 is the source of this 4371-nucleotide messenger RNA. RefSeq lists its product as uncharacterized. Gene Ontology annotation, cellular component: plasma membrane; membrane. Gene Ontology annotation, molecular function: nucleotide binding; ATP hydrolysis activity; ATP binding. Lineage: Eukaryota; Fungi; Ascomycota; Eurotiomycetes; Eurotiales; Aspergillaceae. The record is from RefSeq and is a predicted model, not a curated record. Bases 1 to 4371 code for a protein of 1456 amino acids. The transcript is spliced from 14 exons. Gene Ontology annotation, biological process: transmembrane transport.
AUGAACGAAACUUCUGACUUCUGCGCCAUCAUCGAUGAUUCUUGGAGAGUCCACGCCCGUUCCUGUCGAGGCGGGUUCGACUUCACACUUCUCUUUGAGGAAUUGGCGCUAUGUAUCCUGCCAAUUGCCUUUGUCAUUACCUUAUCCCCCAUUCGGAUAUACACUCUCUUGCAGACCGACAGUAAAGUUGGACCAUCAAAACGACCAAUAUUAAAAACAUCAGGAUGGCUUCUCUGGGGUGCCCUGCAAUUCCUGCAGGCAAUUAUAUGGGCCCUACCAAACGCCCGAAAUACUCGAGCUUCGAUUGCUGCCAGCUUGCUCAUGGGAUGUGGAUCGCUCAUUCUGUGUGUUUUGUCAUACAUGGAGCAUUUCCGCAACGUUCGGCCGUCACUCUUGCUCGAGCUCUAUUUGUUGGUCACCCUACUCUUCGAUGUCACAAGGACGAGGACUCUCUGGCUACGCGAUGAUAAUGACUACAACAAGCUCAUGGCAGUCAUUGCCAGCUUUGCCGUCGCUGUCAAGGUUGUGCUUGUUGUGCUCGAAGGCUGGCAGAAGAGAGCUAUCCUGAAAGACAAGUACCGAGCCUACCCUCCAGAGGCGCUCGCGGGACUCGCCAACCGUGUGCUUUUCUGGUGGCUUAACCCCCUUUUCUUCAAGGGAUAUUUCAAGCUCCUUCGAGUGGAGGAUCUGUAUCCCCUCGAUAAAAGACUCGAGUCAGCACGAUUGCACUUUGCAGAGAAUCGGACAGGCAAAGCUUCCCUUCUGAAUGUUGUUUUCAAGACUUUCAAAUGGUCAAUACUUGCAGUGGUGCCUCCGAGGCUGUGUCUGAUUGGAUUGACGUUCUGUCAGCCACUCCUUCUCCACAGAGCAAUGGAGCUCUCUGCAGAAAAGGUAACAAUCGAGUCAACACAUGUUGGAUACGGGCUCAUUGGUGCUUACGUCUUGGUAUAUGUCGGAAUGGCGAUUAUGAUGAGUCAACAACAGCAUCUCACGUAUCGCGCAAUUACUAUGGUCCGCGGCGCAGUUGUAUCCUUGAUCUAUAAAAAAGCCAGCAUGCUCACAAUCAAAGAUGCUGAUCCGGCUGCGUCUAUGACCCUCAUGAGCGCAGACAUCGAGAGAAUCGUCCAGGGGUGGCAAACAAUGCAUGAAAUCUGGGCGAAUGCCACUGAGAUUGCACUCGCAAUUAUUUUAUUGGAGAAACAACUUAGUAUCGCCUGUGCGGUACCUGUGGGCGUGUCUAUCUUCGCCCUUGUGUGUUCCUUGGUUGCAAUGUCUGGCGUCAUGGCAAGGCAAGCCAAGUGGCUAGAGGCAAUUGAGCGGCGCAUCUCUUCGACUGCUGCCAUGCUUGCAUCAAUCAAGGGUGCUAAACUGCUUGGCCUCAAGCCGUCCCUCAUGGCCUCAAUUCAGGACCUACGAUUGCAGGAACUUACUAUUUCUAAAGCCUUCCGAAAGCUUUUAGUAUGGAACAUGGCAUUUGCCUGGAUGACUCGCAUCUUCGCCCCCAUUGUGUCUUUUGCUGCGUACGUCGCCAUCUCAGAAAACGCAGGGCGCGGGUCCUCGCUCGACAUCAAUAUGGUUUACACAUCACUUUCGCUCUUCGCUCUCCUGGCAGACCCAUUCUUGUCCCUGGUCAUGGCGCUCAUGGGGUUCCUUGGCUCAAUUGGUUCUUUCACACGAAUCCAGGAAUUCCUCAACAAAGAGACUUAUCAUGGGAACCCCAAUACCUCCCACUGGAGCUCUGUCACUAGCCUAUCCCCGUACAAGGAGCGUCAUCUUUCAUCCGAUACGUCCAGUACGCUGGGAAUGAAACUUGCCCUCCCAUUUCUUGAUACUCUCAUGGUGGAGAGUGCAAGCUUUGGAUGGGAUCCCAAAGCAGACCCAAAUCUGCAGGAUAUAACAUUGACGUUCCCCGGUCGAAGUUUCUCCAUGAUUGUCGGUCCCUCCGGGUCUGGUAAGUCAACACUAUUGAAGGCCCUGCUUGGUGAGGUCCCGCGGCUUCAGGGUAAGGUGCAGGUUUCGUCCGAUAGCAUUGCAUACUGCGACCAAACGCCUUGGCAUAUGAAUGGUACGAUUCGGGAGAGCAUUAUUGCUAUGUCAGAGUUCGACCUGCUAUGGUAUACCACUAUCAUAAAAGCAUGUGCUUUAGAGCAAGACCUAGCCCAGUGGCCCCAAGGUGACCAGGCUAUUAUUGGCAGUCGUGGUGUUGCCCUUAGUGGCGGACAAAGCCAGAGAAUUGCACUGGCAAGGGCUAUAUACGCCCGGAAACGAAUUUUGCUCCUCGAUGAUGUUUUCAGCGGUCUCGAUGCAGCCACGGAGAACCACAUUUUCUGCAGCUUGCUUGGAGUGACUGGACUCCUGCGGGAAGCUGGCACUACUGUUGUCCUCGCUUCAUCUUCUGUCAAGAGAGUCCCAUACGCCGACCACAUCGUUGUGCUAGAUGAAGAAGGAAGACUGACAGAGUCUGGCUCGUUCGGUGACCUCGCUGAGCAAUCAGGAUACGUCUCUAGUUUCUCUCUUCCAGCUCCGAACUGGGACUCCACCGGCGAGACGGAGUGCUUUCCCAAACCAAAACCAUCUCGCACAGCGGUCUUGCCAGUAAAGAAGGCUGAUUGGAGCGAGGAGAAUGUGCACAAGCAUACCGGCAGUCUUGCAACCUACCUGUUCUACAUCCGCGCCGUGGGCUGGAUUCCAACGAUAAUAUUCCUCGCGGCCAUCGCCGCAUUCGUGUUCUGCAUUUCCUUCCCAAGUAUCUGGUUGAAAUGGUGGGUUGCUGCAGAUGCCGCGGAACCUGGUGAGCAUACACAGCACUACGUCGGGAUCUACUUCAUGCUAGGCGGUCUUGCUAUGAUUUGCUUGAUCAUAAGCUGUUGGGAGGUCGUUGUGACGUCAGUCCCCAAGUCCGGGGAAAGGUUCCAUGAAGCAAUUUUGGAUACUGUUCUAAGUGCUCCUAUGCGAUUCCUCUCGACUACAGACAGUGGAUCCAUCCUCAACCGAUUCAGCCAAGAUUUGCAGCUCAUAGAUAUGGAGCUUCCCAUCGCUGCAAUCAACGUCGUUGCCACACUUUUCUUGUGUCUUGCACAAAUGAUCCUAGUCGGAGUUGCGUCUGUGUAUGCGGCAAUCGCAUUUCCUGUGGUGCUGCUAUCAUUGUAUGCCAUCCAAAAGGUGUAUCUGCGCACAUCCCGCCAGCUCCGACUGCUCGAAAUCGAAGCCAAAGCGCCGCUCCUGUCCCAUUUUACAGACUGCUUGAGCGGACUAGUCACACUUCGAGCCUUCGGUUGGCAAGACGCAAUGGAAGAGAGGAACUUGAACAUCCUUGACUACUCCCAGCGCCCUUUCUAUUCCAUGUAUUCUGCGCAGAGAUGGCUAACCCUCACCCUGGAUCUUGUUGUUGCGGGCAUCGCCAUUAUCCUGAUUAUCCUUGUUGUAGCUUUGAGGGGCUCAAUGAAUGCCCCCUAUGUUGGAAUCGCCUUGUUCAACGUGAUCCUUUUCAGUCAAACCGUCAAACUUCUGGUCCAAUUUUGGACAAACAUGGAAACCCAUAUCGGCUCUGUUGUGCGAGUGAAGGAUUUUACCGAGAAUGUCGAAAGGGAAGAUCUGCCGUCAGAGAACAAUCCUGUUCCACCCUUGUGGCCCAGCCAGGGCGCGAUUGAAUUCCACAACGUCUCCGCUUCAUACGGAUCUUCGGACUUGGUACUGAAGGACGUUUCUCUUGAAAUCAAGCCGGGAGAGAAAGUUGGCAUCUGUGGGAGGACAGGAAGUGGCAAAACUUCUCUGAUGUUGAGCAUCUUCCGCAUGAUUGAACUCAAUGCCGGUACUGUUAUUAUCGACGGACUCGAUAUCUCAACUAUCCCGCGGCAGGAGAUCCGAGCCCGCCUGAACGGUGUUUCACAGGACGCCGUCUUCAUAAAGGGCACCGUCCGACAGAAUGCAGAUCCUACAGGCGCAAGCUCAGAUCGUGCAAUUUGGGAUGCCCUUAAAAAUGUCCAACUCCUGACCGUUGUACAAGAGAAGGGUGGUUUAAGCGCGAAUAUCGACGAUCUGCACCUGUCCCACGGGCAAAGACAGCUUUUCUGCCUCGUGCGCGCGAUCCUCCACCCCAGCAAGAUCCUUGUUCUGGACGAAGCGACUAGCAAUGUCGACAACAAGACAGACGAGACAAUGCAGCGUAUUAUUCGCGAGAAAUUCUCCAACCACACUAUUAUCGCAGUUGCACACAAGUUAGACACGAUCCUUGAUUAUGAUAAGGUUGUGGUGCUGGAUUCUGGUCGGGUUAUAGAGUGCGAGGAUCCAUACACACUGUUGACGCGCGAUUCGGCGUUCAGCAAGCUAUACGCUAAUUCCUUAGCUUCAGAGGAGGAGCUGCCGAAUUAG